UUAAUUGUGCUGAGAACCCCAUGGUCAGCAGUAGCAUAAUCUGCUUAGUGAUCUCUAUCCGUGGCGUUGAUUAUAUGUAAUUGGCAGCCAUGCACGUUACUAAUAUCAUAGAAGAACUGAAAAUGGCGUCGAAGAAUUUAACAACCAUAGAUACCAGAGCAGAAUUGGCCGAAUUAGUGAAGAGAAAAGCUGAGAUUGCGGAUACAUUAGCCAACCUAGAGCGACAAAUAUAUGCUUUUGAAGGAAGUUACUUAGAAGAUACUCAACUGUAUGGAAACAUUAUCCGAGGAUGGGAUCGCUACCUAGCAAGCAACAAAAAUACAAACAGCAAGGCAGAUAAACGUAACAGGAAAUUUAAGGAGGCAGAGAGACUAUUUUCAAAAUCUUCCAUUACAUCAAUGGCCGCUGUAAGUGGACUGGUGGAUCAAACACAGGACAAGGAAAGAAACAGUGAAACAGAAUCCCAAACUGGAAAUAGUGGCAGCGAAGACAAUACAGGGAAGGAGUCAGGAAAAAAUAACAUUACAACUGUUCACCAUCAUACUACCAAUGGAAGCAAUAGCUCUACCAUGGGUCCAGCACUCAAUGGCAGUGUAAACAUGGACAGACCAGUGACUCCAACCAAAGAGACAGCCAGCAAGGAGAGCAAAGCAGUGCAUCGUUCAGGCACAAAGAAAAAUACAAAUAAAAAAGCAAGACAUCGAUGACAAAUAAAACACAAAGCAUAAAUGUGACUUGUUAACAUAUUUAUUAAACAAACUUUAUUAUGUAAUAAAAAUGAACCGAAGUACUGGACAUUUAAUGUCAUGGUUUCUCUAAGGGUAUAUACAAUAUUUAUUUUUUAAAUACUUUUUUAUUGCAUAACUGUAUUUAAUUGUCCUAAUUACUUGACAGUGAAGUUCUUUUUACAUUUCUGUUUAUACAUAUGCAUCAGCAAAGGUGUCAGCCUCUGUUGAUUUUCUGUGUUGUGUGCAUUAUUAUAUUUUCUAAAGAAUUAAUGAGAAACAAUUCUUUUAUUUUCAGACAUUUCAGGGUCCUAAUUUUCAUGAUGAGCAGGUGGACAGCUCAGGGGCUGAACUUGUCCUCAAAAACCUCAUUUUAUAUUGCUCCUUUUUUAGUAUAUGAAUAACGUGUGUACAUGUUAUUUUUAUGUAUGUUUUAAGAUGGAAUGAAUUUUAAUGAGUCAGGAUUACUUAGUAGUGAUGGGCUAUGGGCUGCAUGGCCAGUGUUUAAUUUUUAGCAAGGACAGGGGGUUUUCAUUUUUCCACAGCAUCCAGACCAGCCCUGGGGCCCGCCUAGCCCCCUACUGAGUAGGUACCAGACUCUUCUUUCUUAGGCAUAAAGCAGCCAUGUUAGGAAACUCACCAUUCACCUCUGUGUGAUUCUGAAGUCAAGAAUGGUGGAGCUACACCUCCACUCCCUGAUACCUCUUCAUGGGUUAAUGCUUGAUAAAUAAACACAGGGACAACUGUACCUUUUUACCUUUAUGAUUGAUAAACACCUGACAGCUCUUACCAAUUAAGUAAUUCAAAUUAAUGUGUAUUAACUCAUUAUGGAGAGAAAGAUAGGCCAUCACCUUUGCUAACAAUUUCCAGAAGUGAAGAAAGCACGUCUUCUGGGAUUUGGCACCGUGUAUAUGUGGUGUUAACCGACGUUUCGGAGGAACGUAUCGCCUCCA
Messenger RNA from Cryptotermes secundus, 1678 nucleotides. It is a transcript of the gene Eaf6, whose product is annotated as chromatin modification-related protein MEAF6. The record is from RefSeq and is a predicted model, not a curated record. NCBI's taxonomy places the organism in Eukaryota, Metazoa, Arthropoda, Insecta, Blattodea, Kalotermitidae. Gene Ontology annotation, cellular component: NuA4 histone acetyltransferase complex. The transcript has 4 exons. The coding region runs from base 90 to 707 and encodes 205 amino acids.